CUUCCUUUCCCCAAAAUUCCCGUGGAAUUUUUGGCUCAAAUGCAAAUUGUCUGGACUAAACCACAAGACCACUUGAGGAGUAGACUUGAGAUAAGGCUAAUCUCUCACUCAACAAGCUGAUAAGCUCAGCAGGCUGGGCUGAAAAUCAUUCAGUAGUCGACAGAAUUUCCAGCUCUAAAGAUGGUCAGAAGAAAUCUCUUUCUAAUCUCCUCGUCCAAAGUGCACGGGUACGAGUACCUUCAGCAUUCCCGAGAAGCCCUCACGGACUUCUUCAAGAAGCACAAUGUCACCAAGGUGCUCUUUGUUCCCUUCGCUCUGUUCAACUACGAUAAGUACACGAAGAAAGUGGGCGAUGUUCUGACUUCCUGGGGCUUCGAGGUUGAGGGAAUCCAUCGGAAGGAGGAUCCAGUGGAGGCUGUUCGCAAGGCUCAGGCAAUUUACGUGGGCGGAGGGAAUACUUUCCUACUGCUGAAGUUGCUGUACGAGAAGAAUCUCGUGGAAGCCAUCCGGGAGCGUAUUUUCAGCGGAGAAGCUGUCUAUGUGGGCAGCAGUGCUGGAACCAAUGUCGCCACGGUCAGCAUCAAGACCACCAACGACAUGCCCAUCAUCUACCCUCCGACUUUCGAUGCCCUCGGCCUAGUGCCCUUUAACAUCAAUCCUCACUAUCUGGAUCCUCUUCCUGGAAACACGCAUCACGGAGAGACUCGUCAGCAGCGUAUCGAGGAGUUCCAUCAUCUCAACAAAACUCCGGUAGUUGGAUUGAGGGAGGGAACUUGCCUUCUGGUCGAGGAUGACAAGAUUACUUUGCUUGGGGACUUCAAUGCCAGGCUUUUCAUGAAGUCGCAGCCUCCCGCCGAAGUGCCCCCCAAUUCCGAUAUGAGCUUUCUGCUGAGGCAGUGAGACUGUCAUGUGCAUCCUCUCUAAACCCUUUGUGACCUUUUAAGCAAUAAUAAAGAUUUGAUUCUGCAGGCAA
Phlebotomus papatasi is the source of this 973-nucleotide messenger RNA. Its product is annotated as probable alpha-aspartyl dipeptidase. The record is from RefSeq and is a predicted model, not a curated record. Gene Ontology annotation, biological process: proteolysis. Gene Ontology annotation, molecular function: serine-type peptidase activity. Bases 181 to 900 code for a protein of 239 amino acids. The transcript has 3 exons. Lineage: Eukaryota; Metazoa; Arthropoda; Insecta; Diptera; Psychodidae.